Trichomonas vaginalis G3 is the source of this 1152-nucleotide messenger RNA. Its product is annotated as cell division cycle. Bases 1 to 1152 code for a protein of 383 amino acids. Gene Ontology annotation, molecular function: ubiquitin ligase activator activity; anaphase-promoting complex binding; protein binding. The transcript has a single exon. The record is from RefSeq and is a predicted model, not a curated record. Gene Ontology annotation, biological process: positive regulation of anaphase-promoting complex-dependent catabolic process; anaphase-promoting complex-dependent catabolic process; positive regulation of ubiquitin protein ligase activity. Gene Ontology annotation, cellular component: anaphase-promoting complex. NCBI's taxonomy places the organism in Eukaryota, Parabasalia, Trichomonadida, Trichomonadidae.
AUGCUUACUUUGGUUCCACAUCGAAGAAUUCCGAUGUCCAAGGAAAGAUCGCAAAGUUAUAUCGAAGGAGAGUUGACAAAGCAACAGGGAUCUCCUUUUAAUAAAGAUCGAUUUGUGAAUUCAGAAAGAAAAACGCCAACUAAAUCGCCAUCGCCAGCAUAUAAGUCUCCUUCAUGCAGCAAUUUUAGAGAAAGUCCUAUGAAAUCGCCGAUUAGUACACCAAAAAAGGAAAAGAAAUACCAAGUUACCGACACUACGUUAGAUGCCCCCAAUAUUAUAGAUCUAGAAGUAAAUCAGAUCAUGAGCUUCAACAGUGCCGGUCAUCUAGCAGUUGCUCUUGGGCAGCAUGUCUAUAUCUGGCGCUCGGGAGAUGUAGAAUAUUACAUGAAUGCGAUAGUUUCAAUUGAUGCCUUAGAUUGGUAUGAUAAUGAUACAUUAGUGAUUGCUCCAAACGGACACGUCGAAUUAUGGGGAGUCACUUCAAAACGCUGUGCACGCAGAUUACAGCAACAUUCUGGACGCGUUAAUUGCAUUGCAUGCACUUCAGGUAAAAUUGCAACAGCAGGAACAGACAAACUGAUUAAUAUAUCAGAUUUGAAAACAUUCAAGACUGAAACACUUAUUGGCCAUAAAUCAGAGAUUGUUAGUCUUGCUUGGUCUCCAGAUGGUGUAAUAUUAGCUUCUGCCGAUAAGUCUGGUAUUUUAACAAUUUGGUCAAAUAGGAAGAGAAAGCGCAUUCAACUCAAAUUACCAAUAUCUUCAAUUGCUUGGCUAUCUCAGACAACCAUUGCUGUUGGAUGCAAAAAUGAUGAAGGUACUCUGAAAUUAGUUAAUAUUUUAUACCCUAAUGAAGAGGAAAUUCCUUCGAUUCAAACAGGUCAGCCAAUUUCAUAUAUAUCAUGGACUCCUGUUCGAGGAAUUUUUGUUGCUCAUCGUAUUCUUCCUUUUGAUGUGGAAUUAUAUGGCCGCGAUUUAGUAAAAAUCGAUGAAUUUCAAGGUCAUGAUGGCCCGAUAAUGCAGGUUAUAUGCACCUCUGAUGGUUCAUACGCUGCAUCAAUUGCCGCAGAUGAGAAAAUUAAGUUAUGGAAUUUUAUUAAUAUUAACACUUUAGAUAGAGCUCAAUCUGCCCAGUUUUUCCCAACAAUUAGAUAG